AUGGUCCGUCGCAUUGAGCUCAACGCUCCCGAAGAUGAUAGGGCCGUAGUAAAACGUACAUUCGAACAAACAGCAGCUACUACAUUAUACGAAUAUCUACCGGACUUUCUACGACGCCUGUGCAAAAUAAGGAGAGCAGAGACUCUAGAUGACAUGUACAAGGCCAACGAAAAUGACGCAUACAGAAGACCAGAACGUAGACGCGCUAUGAGAGACGACGGACUCAUACCAGGCGAAGCUCUACCACCCUCAGUAGAAUUUCACCGACGAUCCGUGCAAGAUGGUAACCGACAUUAUCUGCAAAUGCCGCGAUCUUCUCGCGAUUAUGACGAUCGAGGUAAUUAUCGCGAAUUACCUCGCACCUUGGCAUAUCUAGAAUACAGUCAAGGCCCAAGAACAAGCGCUCCUGGGUAUUACGAUGACCUAUUUCCUGACACGUAUGAAGACAGUCACUACGGCUCGGGUUAUCAAGUAGAACAACAAAUGAUGGGCUCUACUUUUGCGUUCGGAACCGAGCGAAAUACGCAAUAUAUGCCUAGGACUCAAAAUUAUUAUCAACCGCGACCUUUUCAAAAUUAUAACCAAAAUCGUUAUCAUCCGGGAGUACCAGGUCCCACUAAGAGGGCGGUACGCUUUGAAGAAGAUGAAGAUUCGGAAGAGGCAAAAUUACGGCACAAAUCGGACCCGACGAUAAUCUGUUACUGUCCAUUUUGCCCAAAAGGAGAACUUCGAGACGCGUACGAUCCUUUAAACGGAUCGGGCGCUCGUCAACCGGAGGCAAUGGCGAGUAUGCCCGUCCAGUCUCCGUCUAUUUCAACGAGGACUCCCAGCAAUUAUCAGCAGUAUCCAAAGAAAACAAGUCUUAGAGGAUCAAUCGACCAUGACGGAAUCAACGACUCUUCCGAGACCAGAACAACAACCAGUCCAGAACAACACUACAUCUCUACCGGGACAACAAAACCCGCAAUUGAUGACAACAGGAGAGCUACGAAUCCAGGCGAGGACGAACCAAAGUGCCUAACAACAGGAAGAGGCCCAUCAAUCCAUCUACGAAGCACAGCACUUCGAAACGGAGGAGUAAACGCUCUCCUCGACACCGGUUCGGACCUCAAUCUUCUCUGCGUCGAAGAACUACGCGACGAGGCCCUCUGCAACACCGUGUUUACGGGGAUAGUCGGGGGCAUCGCUACGAGCUCAAUGCCAAUAACCGGUUCAAUAGAUCUAAAAAUAUUCGGAGUGAAAAUCACGUUCCAUCUCGUACCGGAACCGCCCGGCGGUUAUAGGGCCAUCCUCGGAAACGAAUUCUUUUUCGAAAAUCGCGUAACCAUUUUAUUUUAUUGGAACACUUUAGUGUUGAAAAAUAGACCUAUACAACCAAUACCGAUCAUUAACCCACGAAGGUUCCCGGAGCAAAAGAUCCUCGCUCUAGAAACCGGGCCAAAAUUAUAUAUGCCUUGUAAUAUGCUUCUAGGGAAUUAUCAGCGAUUCCUCAUCGAUACCGGGGGGGAUGUAUGCCUCAUCAAUGCAUCCGCUUUAAAACCCGAAGCAAUUAUUGACAUCGGAAAAGCUAGAAAAUUCCGAGGUCUCAGCGACAGUACCUUUGAGACUCUAGGAGUAGUUAAAUUAAAAAUUCUUAAUAUCGAAGUCGAAUUUCAGGUUUGUCGAGAGGAUUUACCAUUCUCCGGAGUGGGAAUCCUGGGAAAUAAUUUCCUUGAAACCGAAAAGGCAAAAAUUUCUUACGAUAACCAUACUUUAGUUCUAUUAUCCUACCCAACUAAAACAACACCCUUUAGCCUUGGGACAAAGCCCUCUUCAAGCUACACAUUACCACCUCGCAUGAGAAUGGUAGUAGCUGUACCAGUCCAAGAUUUCGAGAAAAGCGAAGGAUACCUCCCUCGAAUGAACCUUCCGGACGGAGUGCUCGGAGGAGAGGCUGUUGUUAAGGUAGAAGAUGGGUACGCCACGUGCAUGGUUAUCAACCUUAAUUCAAAUUCAGUUGACAUAAAUAUCGGACCCCAAACAGUCGAAGAGUUCGAGUUCAUCCGCCACAAAAUUACGGAACAAUACGCCGAAGGACUCUCUUAUAACCCAGAAGGUCGUCCCGAACCUUCAGAAAACGCGAUAAAUAAUAAAACCGAAAAUAAUCCUGUAGCAUUACCAAUCUCUGCUAUGCCAAAACCAAAAGGGUCAAAUAGAAAAAUCUCUGACUCGGAGGCAAUUCAAGCGGUCAAGCGCCCCGGUCGCCCCCUAGGAUCUGAAAACAGACCAAGAGUCAGCAGCGCUCCUGAACUAAGAGAGACAAUCGCCUCCCGUCUCAAGAAAAGGGAGAUGGGAAAAACGCGAGUCCCACCAAAAAUAAAUUAUCAUGAAACUAGCAAUCUUGAUAUAACAUCAGAAGACCCAGAAAAGACACAAGAAACGGGAAAUGAAGAACAGGGGGACGACGAAGUCUUCCUACCAGUUCCAACACCAGGACCGUCAACGAGUAAUCUAAAUUCGGACAUUGGCCAAGAGGGGGAUGACGAGAAAGAGAAAGACGAGGAAGCCGAAAAGGAGGUUGGAACAAUCGUUCCACAAAAACAGCGAAAAAAAACACGCGAACUAGUAAAAAUGUUCGACGAAAUCCUCCAAAGGCGGCCUCCAUCGGAAAAUAUCUACACAGAGAGAGCACUAGAAAGAAUCCGUAGAGAAGAAGCAAUAUUUAAUUAUACUCCUCAAGAGUAUGCCGGGAUAAAACGAACUAGUUCCGAUACCGCGAAAAAUAUUCGCCAAUCAUUAAGCAAACUUCCACCUCUCUGGCGAAGCGAAGAUGACUCGUUAAAUGAGGAUACAGCACCCGAAAUUAACGUCGACGAAUUUCUAAGAGAUAACAGCGAUCAGCCUGAAGAAGGAUCAAGCGAUAUCAGUCCAGAAGAAACCGGAGGAAUCGAAGACCUCAGCGAAGUGGAGAAUCCCAUUAUCAUUGAGCCAAGGCCUUCGACCUCAGAAGACGACAUCAAUGCAAGAAACGUCAUCGAUACAAAUGAUGAAGAGAAUGAAUCCGACAAAAAUACUCUAACUCCUCGAAACGUAAAUCGAUCUCGAUUCAUAGGGUAUUUAGGAGACGGUCCAGAACCCCGAACUCCAAUUUUCGGAAGAGUUCUCAUACCUGAUGAACUAGCGGCUAUGGGUAUACUCCGCCACAAAAUUACGGAACAAUACGCCGAAGGACUCUCGUAUAACCCAGAAGGUCGUCCCGAACCUUCAGAAAACGCGAUAAAUAAUAAAACCGAAAAUAAUCCUGUAGCAUUACCAAUCUCUGCUAUGCCAAAACCAAAAGGGUCAAAUAGAAAACUCUCUGACUCGGAGGCAAUUCAAGCGGUCAAGCGCCCCGGUCGCCCCCUAGGAUCUGAAAACAGACCAAGAGUCAGCAGCGCUCCUGAAGUAAGAGAGACAAUCGCCUCCCGUCUUAAGAAAAGGGAGAUGGGAAAAACGCGAGUCCCACCAAAAAUAAAUUAUCAUGAAACUAGCAAUCUUGAUAUAACAUCAGAAGACCCAGAAAAGACACAAGAAACGGGAAAUGAAGAACAGGGGGACGACGAAGUCUUCCUACCAGUUCCAACACCAGGACCGUCAACGAGUAAUCUAAAUUCGGACAUUGGCCAAGAGGGGGACGACGAGAAAGAGAAAGACGAGGAAGCCGAAAAGGAGGUUGGAACAAUCGUUCCACAAAAACAGCGAAGAAAAACUCAAGAAUUAGUAAAAAUGUUCGAUGAACUCCUCCAAAGGCGACCCCCAUCGGAAAAUAUCUACACAGAAAGAGCUCUAGAAAAAAAUCCAUCGAGAGGAAGCAAUAUUCCACUAUACUCCUCAAGAGCUAGCCGAGAUGAAACUUCCGAAACCGCGAAAAACAUUCGCCAAUCAUUAAACAAACUUCCACCUCUCUGGCGAAGUGAAGAAGAUUCUUUAGACGAAAACACAACACCUGAAAUUAAUGUCGACGAAUUUCUUAGAGAGAAUAGCGACAAGCCUGAGGAAAGGUCAAGUACCGAUAUCAGCCCAGAAGAAACCGGAAGAAGUGAAGACCCCAGCGAAGCAGAGUCUCCUAUCAUCAUAGAACCAAAGCCUUCGACUUCUGUUGACAACAUUGAUAUAAGAAAUAAAAGUAAUUUAACCCCUCAAAACGCAAAUCGAUCGCGAUUCACCGGAUAUUUAGGCGACGGUCCAGAACCGCGCACUCCAAUUUUCGGAAGUUUUCUCAUUCCCGCCGAACUAGCGGCCAUGGGUAUACGUUACGACCACGCGAGCGGCAGGAUCGUAGACGAAAACGGUAAAGAAAUAAAUGAAUCGGCUGAAACCAAAUCGGCCGAUCCCAAUAACACCCUUACCGAUUCGGAAAAGGAACAACCGAACGAAGAAUCGACAAAUAUAAAAAAAUUAGUAAACGAUAGACCAACUACAAACGAAAAUAUUACAGGGGGGGAUGAUGUAGGAGACCGCCGAUUCGGACCACCCUUUGUCGCUUAUGACCCUCCAACCUUCGAAGAGGCUGAAGAUGUUUUUGCCGAAAGGCGCCAUCGACCAAGAAUAUCUCCACCCUCGAGUUCAGACGAAAGUAUACCGCCAAAAGGACCCAAAAUAAAAAUCAAAUUCUCAAUUAGCCGAGACGGGCUUACUUAUGCCCGAGAUCAUUUAGUACAUUUUUUAGCAGCCGAUUGCGAAAUAAUAAAACCCGUAGCAAAAUUACUCCGUGAUCUAAAAUUUAUAAAUGCCGAUGACCUCCAUGCAUCGAAACCUUCAAAGGGAGAUGUAUUCGUUACCAAAUUAGGUCGUUGUAAAAUCUUCACGGUAUUUAUCAAAACUAAACAUUUUGAAAAAUUAGACCCAAUCGACUUGAUCGAAGGAUUGAGAAACCUUCGACGGUCGAUGCACAAACAUGACAUCCAUUCGCUCCGCUGCGCAAAGCAGGGGGACGAGUUCGAAGAUCUUGACAUUCAAGCUUGCUUAUCGCACGAAUUAAGAGACUGUCUGCUGUAUGAUCCAUUCAAGAAAAUCCAUCUAAUAAGAGAAGAAUGGCAACUGGUUAGCUCCAUCAACGUCGAAAAAUUGGUGAAUCUGUAUCCGCAUUCCAACCAAACUCUAUGGGAAGCUUACGGAAUAUGCUCGUUAAAAUUUAACCAUUCAAUCUGCAUGUCAUAUAUAAGAGUAAAAAGCCAUCAAGAAAUACAAACAGAAAUUGAACAAGCUCAACAUCGGCUGAGACAACUCCUCGAAGAUCCACGACUAGAAAAAUUCGACUCACAAAAGCGCUCAAAAAGAGCUCCAUGGUUUGGAUUCGUAGGCACAAUAGCACGAGAACUGUUCGGAACCAUGGAUUACAGCGAUAAGGAACACAUCACCUAA
Messenger RNA from Cotesia congregata, 5382 nucleotides. The record is from the annotation of a GenBank genome assembly. Lineage: Eukaryota; Metazoa; Arthropoda; Insecta; Hymenoptera; Braconidae.